Messenger RNA from Syngnathoides biaculeatus (alligator pipefish), 2203 nucleotides. RefSeq names its product transmembrane inner ear (gene tmie). NCBI's taxonomy places the organism in Eukaryota, Metazoa, Chordata, Actinopteri, Syngnathiformes, Syngnathidae. Bases 1 to 834 code for a protein of 277 amino acids. The transcript has 5 exons. The record is from RefSeq and is a predicted model, not a curated record.
AUGCCGGAACAGCUCGACGGCACGUUCAACGCCGUCAUCCCUGAAUUCCUCCGGCUCAGCGUCUCGCCUGCCAUCUGUCACUGGAUUUUACGACUUCCUGAUGAGCGGGAACACGCCAAGUGCGAAGCCGGGGGUAAUCACCUCAUCCGCAUGCACCAUCGCGGCGGGGGAGGCGAGGCCAGCGGUCGCAGGCAAGACAAGAGGAUGGUGGCGGAUGCGGCGGUCCUGCUGCUGCUGCUGCUGCUGACCCACUGCUUGUCCCGGGUCCUGUCUCAGAUCCCGGACCCCGAGCUUUUACCCACGGACCCCCCGAAGAAGCCGGACCCCGUAACCUCGGAAACGGUCGUGUUUUGGGGGCUGCGCUUAUGGCAGGUCAUCGGCAUCUUCGCCGUCUUUGUUUUAGCCGUUGUGAUCACCUUGUGUUGCAUUUUCAAAUGUCGAAUCCCGAGGACCAAAAAGGAAAUCGAAGCGCGUCACGCGCAGCGCCAGGCCGCCAAGAAAUACGCCAACACGUUGGAGACGGUGCCACCUCUCAACGAGCUGACGGAGGUGCCGGGAUCGGCCAAAGCAGAAGACAAGAAAGACGGCGAGGAGGAGACCGUGGCCAACGUCUCGGGCAAAGUGGACGCCGGCCGAGGAGAGAGGAAGGGCAAGGGCGCCAGGGGGGAGGGGGGCGGGGACGCCAAAGCCGACGAGAAGACGCGCAAGAAGGUGGCGGCCCGCGAGGAAGGAGGCGACGGCGACGGCGGCGGCGGAGGCCAAGCCAAAGGGAGGAAAACUGCUGACAAGGGAGAGAGAGAAGCUAAAGGAGGCGGCAAGAAAGCUCCCAAGUGACUUCAUGCACGCAAAAAUGGAUUGAAAAAAAAAAAAAAAUCAAUAGAAUGGAAAGAAGUGCACUUUCCACAGAAGCCCCAGAAUAUUGCGUUCUGUCACAAUAUGAACACCGAAGCCACCAGAAGAGAGAGUGGACACUCUUCUUGGUUCUGUUUCGAGAUUUCCCCAUUGCUGAUUUCGUAAUCAGCAGCAGAACACGAUGACUGACUUUAUGUGAAAGGGAGAACAGCGACUUUGACGCUAACGUGUUUUGCUUUUGUCCCAAAAGUAGAAGACAACAAAAACAAGACGGAAAAAGGGCAAAAUCGGAAUUUUUUUACACACAAAGAAACGCGCUGUGAGCGACGCUGAUUCACCCUCUGGCUUGCGUUGAAGGUCAGAAGCUUCAUUUUUGUUUGAUUUUGUUUCAUUUGGUGUUCUUCAUCCACUCUGUGAACCACAUCAUCUUUUUUUCACGCUUUCUUCUCCCGAGCGUGACACGUCCAAGCCUACACCAACCACAUUUAUUCAAAACCGUUCCCUUUGCGGCGCUUCAACUUGUCCCGACUUCCAACGUGUUCGCGUUUCAAGCCGACGUCAGCACGCUAAGCUUUGUCUUCUUCUCCAAAGCUGUGCUCAUAUCGAAUCCAAAGCCAUGCAACGUUGCCAUCUUCAGGAAUCUGGUAGUCAUUACGGGGUAUUCCAAACUUGAAUUUCAGAGACAAGCUGGGCUUUGGAAAAACACAUUUGAGCUAAGUGAAGUACGUCGGUGGCAGAAAACGCUUGCGUUCCAGUUGACAAAUCUAUUUUAUUUUCACUUCACUUUGCUGCCUCCAUCCUUGGGUGAAAUAUCUGACAGCGACUGGAAAAGCUCUCAAGUUGGGCUACUUGUACGUCAAACUAGCGCCUACUUUCCUCUUUUUGUACGAUUAUUACCGUGCAAAUAAACCAAGUCUCAGGAAACAGUCAACUAACACGUUUAUUGUUUUCUUCACAAGCCACAUUAUGUACACUGAGCCUCGUGUCUCCAUGCCAACGGCCGCCCCCCAAGAAACAUUUUAUUUAGUUUUUUAUACUUCCUUAGAAUUUGAGCUCCCAAUGCUUAUUGGCCACCGAACACAAAUCGUGUGACGCGACACGAUCAGAGCAGAGGACGGAAUUCUAUUGAUUCCAGUAUGAAUAAUAAUGAAAAUAAAGUGCUCAAAUGUCAUGUAAUUCUCCAGAUGUUUCUGUUGCGGAACAGAAGGCCACGGCUGUGACUUUUUAAUUAAGGAAGUCUAGACGGAUGAUUUUUCUCCUGAUGAAGUCAACGGCAGAUUGCAACUGCACAACAGCUGCUCGCGGUAAAAUGGGAAAAGAUUACAAAUGAAUCAAAUUGGGAAAUGGUAAA